AAUUCUUAGUUGAUUAGUUAAAUCGUUCGCGCUUUGUAGCACAAUUAGACAGGAUGCCCGUGGUGGAGGGCAGUGAUUUGGCGCUGUUGCAGCGCCGUCAGCAACAGGUGCGUAACAUUUGCAUCCUGGCGCACGUGGACCAUGGAAAAACGACUUUGGCGGACUCUUUGGUGGCCAGCAACGGCAUCAUCUCUCAGCGGAUGGCGGGCAAACUGCGCUAUCUGGACAGCCGCCAAGACGAGCAGGAGCGCGGCAUCACCAUGAAGAGCAGCAGCAUUUCCCUGCACUACAAAGACCAUGGAAAUCGAAACGAAAAUGAUUUCCUCGUCAAUCUGAUUGAUUCGCCCGGACAUGUGGACUUUUCGAGCGAGGUGUCCACUGCGGUGCGGCUCUGUGACGGGGCCAUUGUCGUGGUGGAUGUGGUCGAGGGCGUGGGCGCCCAGACACGAGCCUGUCUCAAGCAGAUCUACGAGGAGCAGCUGAAGCCGGUUCUGGUGCUCAAUAAACUGGAUCGCCUGAUACUGGAGAAGCAGAUGGAGCCUCUGGAUGCGUACUUCCACUUGACACAGGUCCUCGAGCAGGUCAACGCUGUGCUGGGCAGCAUUUUCGCCUCCGAUGUCCUCGCCAGGGAGGAUAUCACACAGAAGGACAACCAGGAGUCUGCGCUGGAGGAAGUUGACGACUCGGAGUUGUAUUUCUCGCCAAGCUCCGGCAAUGUGGUAUUCUCCUCCGCCUACGAUGGCUGGGCCUUCUCCGUGCGCGAUUUCGCGGCCAUGUACGACAAACGUUUGGAGAUGAAGCGCGAGGAACUAGAGCAGGUGCUUUGGGGAGAUUUCUACUACAAUUCGAAGAAGAAAUGCGCCAUGCCGGGGGCCCAGGAGAAGGCCAAGAAGCCGAUGUUUGUACAGUUUGUGCUGGAGAACAUCUGGAGCAUGUACGACAUCAUAGCCGUGCGGAAGGACAAGGAUAAGCUGCCGGGCAUAGCCGAGAAACUUGGCCUGAAGCUGGCCGCCCGUGAUCUGCGCCUCACCGAUCCCAAGCUGCAGAUCAAGGCCGUGCUGGGACAGUGGCUGCCCAUCGACAGCAGCGUCCUGCACAUGGUGGUGCAGCAUGUGCCACCGCCCCAUCAGAUCAGCGAGGAGCGGGCCCAAAGACUGCUCUAUCCAGCGAAUAUCCAACUAAGUUCGCUCCCACUCGAGACGCUGAAGCUCAAGGACAGCUUCACCAGCUGCGAUGCAGGCAGCGACAAUGUCAUCGCCUUUGUGUCCAAGAUGACGCCCAUCCACGUCUCCCAACUGCCCCAAAAUCGACCCAAGAGAAUGACGGACCAGGAGCUGCAGACGCGCCGGGAUGAGGUGCGUCGGCGGAUCGAGGAACGUAAGCACCAGAGCGAGCAGACUGAGCUGGAGAGGAUUACUGAGGGUGUGGAGCAGCUCAGCACCAAGCAGGAGGAUACCCCAAAAGAAGAACCUCCCCCAGGCCCAGAGCCAGCGGCAGAGGCAGAACGGAACGAAUUCGUUUUCGUUGCCUUUGCCCGCGUCUUCAGUGGAACUUUGAGGCGUGGCAUGGAGCUGUUCAAUCUCUCACCCAAGCACGAUCCCCGCCAGCCGGCACACCGCAUCGAAGGGCAGGCGCCCUAUGCCACUCGCGUGACCAUCGGGGAUCUCUACAUGUUCAUGGGCGGGGAACUGCAGCUCCUGGACGAGGUCCCGGCCGGAAACAUUGUGGGAAUCGGGGGCCUGGGAGCGCACAUCGUGAAAACGGCCACCCUGAGCAGCACCCUGGACUGCACAUCCUUCAGCGAGCUGAGCAUCAUGGCCACACCCAUACUCCGAGUGGCCAUUGAGCCCGUGCAGCCGCAGGAUAUGCCCAAGCUGGUCAAGGGCCUGAAGCUGCUGAACCAAGCGGAUGCCUGUGUCCAGGUGUCGGUGGCUCCGACGGGGGAGCAUGUGAUCACGACCCUGGGGGAGGUGCAUGUGGAGAAGUGUGUCCACGAUCUGGAGCAGAGCUACGCCAAGGUCAAGGUGAACGUGUCCAAGCCCAUAGUGUCCUUCAGGGAGACCAUUGUCCCCGCGGCCACCGUGGACAUGGUUAAUGAGGCUAUUGUGAAGACGGCGGACGACAAGGACGUGAGCAAGAAGAUUGCAGUCCAACAGACGCUCAAUAAGCUGGGAACCCUGAAGGUUAUAGCGCUGCCCCUGCCCCCAGAGGCAGUGGAAUUGCUGGAGAGGCACACGGAAUUCUUCAAAGAACUGGCUGCCACACCGAGGAAUCAGCUUCUCUCCGAGAAGUACGCUACUCUUUUGGCUUCCAUCAAACUGAAACUGGUGGCCGCUCUUCAGGAUCUGCACUUGUUCGGCCUGAGUUCACUCUCCCCCGAGGAGUUGGUCAGUCGCCUCUGGGCCCUGGGUCCCCGGAAUUGCGGCACCAAUCUGCUGCUCAACCUCACGGACUACGAGCAGCCCGAUUUCUGGUCCAGCCAAGCCAAGUCCUCCGACACGGAAAUACGCUCUCUGUCCGAUCCACGCAAGGAUUUCAAUAGCUCUCUGGUCAAUGGCUUUCAGCUGACCUCCGGGGCAGGGCCGCUGUGCGAGGAGCCCAUGCAGGGCGUCUGCUUUGCUGUCCUCGAAUGGUCCAUCCAAUCAGAGGGCGAGGAUCUAAAUGCUAGAGGACCCUUUUCGGGUCAAGUUCUGACUGCUGCGAAGGAGGUGUGUCGUCAGGCUUUCCAGAAUCAGCCACAGCGCUUGGUAACGCCCAUGUACAGCUGUACCAUUGUGGUCAAUGCGGAAAUGUUGGGGAAAAUGUACGCUGUGAUUGGCCGGAGACAUGGCAAGAUCCUGUCCGGAGACCUCACCCAGGGCAGCGGCAACUUCUCGGUCACCUGUCUGCUGCCGGUGAUCGAGUCGUUCAACUUUGCCCAAGAGAUGCGCAAGCAGACAUCUGGCCUCGCCUGUCCCCAGCUGAUGUUCAGCCACUGGGAGGUGAUUGAUAUCGAUCCCUUCUGGCUGCCCACAACCGAGGAGGAACUGAUGCACUUCGGCGAGAAAGCCGACUCCGCCAACCGGGCCAAGGUCUACAUGGACAGUGUGCGGCGUCGCAAGGGCCUCUUCGUGGACGAACAGGUGGUGGAGCAUGCCGAGAAGCAACGCACCCUCUCCAAGAACAAGUGAUUCAAGGUUUCCACAAAGCUUCUUGGGAUGACAAUGGACUGCCGGAUUUUUUAUAAGAUGCAGACAUUCAUUUGUAUAAAACUUAAUUGUAAAAGAACAUUAUGGGUUCAAAUUUAAAUAAAUAUUUUUUUGUAUAAAGAUA
Molecule: messenger RNA, 3312 nt
Organism: Drosophila persimilis
Lineage: Eukaryota; Metazoa; Arthropoda; Insecta; Diptera; Drosophilidae
Product: elongation factor-like GTPase 1
Exons: 6
Coding region: 54-3170 (1038 amino acids)
Biological process (GO): cytosolic ribosome assembly
Cellular component (GO): cytosol; ribonucleoprotein complex
Molecular function (GO): ribosome binding; GTPase activity; GTP binding
Source: RefSeq, a predicted model, not a curated record